This is a messenger RNA of Erythranthe guttata (spotted monkey flower), 1707 nucleotides long. RefSeq names its product UDP-glycosyltransferase 72B3. Gene Ontology annotation, molecular function: UDP-glycosyltransferase activity. The record is from RefSeq and is a predicted model, not a curated record. Lineage: Eukaryota; Viridiplantae; Streptophyta; Magnoliopsida; Lamiales; Phrymaceae.
CUGCGCGUACCAUUCAUAUUAGUAUUCCGCCAUGGAAUCCGCCACAGCACACAGACCACCACCACCAUCGCCGCCGCCUCGCAAUAUAGCACUGCUACCUCCGCCGGGAUUUCUCGGCCACCUAAUCCCAUUCAUCGAACUCGCCAAAAAAAUGGUUCUCAACCACAACUGCACCGUCACUCUCAUCAUCCCAAACGACGGUUCCUCAAUGGAACCCCAAAAAUCUCUUCUCCGACACAUACCCACUUCAAUCAACCCAGUUUUUCUCCCGCCGGCGCCGGCGAAAGACCAGUGCCCGCCGGAAAAUUCAAACCCAGAAACCCUGCUCCCGACCCGCGUAACCCGAUCAAUCCCCGCCAUCAGAGCCACCCUGUCUUCCUUACGUGAAAUGGGAACUCCCGCCGCCGCUCUGGUGGUGGAUCUGUUCGCUCCGUUCGCCAUUGAUGUAGCCAGAGAAUUCGGAAUCCCGGCAUACAUUUUCUACGUCAUAGCAGCCAAUGAACUCUCACUCGCCAUGGAUUUGCCCAAGCUGCACGAAGAAGAAGAACAACAACAUCAAGAAUCGCAAAUCAAAUUGCCAGGUGGCAUAGUACUGAAUUCAUCGGACUUCCCAGAUUCGAUGAAAGACAGAAACAGCGAAGAUUACAAGUGGGCGCUCGAUCUUUCGAACAAGUACCUUGAAGCUGAUGGCAUUCUUGUGAAUAGCUUCUUUGGUUUGGAAUCUGAAGCUUUCCAUGUCUUAGAACAAGGCCAUCCUCGUACUCCUCCCGUUUAUCCCGUCGGCCCGCUUAUCAGAACAACCACCACGUCAUCAUCACCAUCAUCUGACGAUGAUGAUGAUGAUCACGAGUGUCUCGGGUGGCUGAACAAUCAGCCACCGAAAUCGGUGCUGUUUGUUUCGUUCGGGAGUGGGGGAACUUUAUCGACGGAGCAAUUCCGCGAAUUGGCUUUCGGACUCGAAAUGUGUCGGCAUAGGUUUCUUUGGGUUUUAAGAACCCCUCAAGAAAACACCGCAGCUGCUUACUUGAACACUAAUAAUAAAUCAGCUGAAGUGAAGGAUAAUCCUUUGGAGUAUCUGCCGAAAGGGUUCUUAGAAAGAACUAAAGAUCGGGGGUUCGUGGUGGCCACGUGGGCCCCACAGAUUAGGGUUUUGAGCCAUGGAUCGGUGGGGGGGUUUGUGACGCACUGCGGGUGGAAUUCGAUACUGGAGAGCUCGGUUUUCGGGGUGCCUAUGAUAGCAUGGCCGCUUUGCUUCGAGCAGAAGAUGAGUGCCGUGUUCUUGAGAGAUGGAUUGAGGGGUGCAAUAAGAGUGAAGCCGAAUGAAUUGAAUGGCGUUGUGGAGAGAGAUCACUUUUCGGAAGUGGUGAAACAACUCAUGGACGAAGAAGGCGAACCGGGAACGAAGAUUCAGAAAAGGAUGACGGAAGUUAAGAUUGCAGCUGCAGAUGUUAUGGAUCAAGAACAUGGAUCUUCUGCAUUGGCCCUUUCUCGGCUUGUCCACAAAUGGAUCACUAUUAAUCCAAAGUGAUCAUGAUAAUCACUUGUUUUGAUUUUAAUUAAUUUUUUUUUUUUUGUUUUUUCUUGUUUUCUUGUUUUAAUGUACGUUUGGUUUUCUUGGGAGGGCAAAUUACGGCCAACCACCUGAUGAGGUAUGGUAUGGGCAAAUAAAUUACUUUUAAUUAGCCGAUUCUAAAUUGAAAAAUUGUU